Protopolystoma xenopodis is the source of this 318-nucleotide messenger RNA. NCBI's taxonomy places the organism in Eukaryota, Metazoa, Platyhelminthes, Monogenea, Polystomatidea, Polystomatidae. The record is from the annotation of a GenBank genome assembly.
UUUUCUAUCAUUCCUGCUGAUGAGGAAAGCGAAAUCGGCCUGCUCCGAAAUUCCAAGAACGUUCGCUCCACAAAGGCCAUUGAAGCUAUGCCAAACUCAAUCAAAGCCAAAAAUAAGAAUGCUUCUGACGACCGUCAAAAUACACGUAUUAAUAUGCAAGAUCAUAAUGAAGGGCCUGAGGAUGAGGACGUGGAAGAUCUAGAUGAUUCACUGGAUGGUGACAUAGACAUUUUCGCAGAAGAUGAUGAAUUUCUUGAGCAGAUAGGCAGUAUGAAAAAUCGACUAGAACCGGUGAGCUUGAAAUGCCAUUUUAAAUAA